Podospora pseudocomata is the source of this 1629-nucleotide messenger RNA. RefSeq lists its product as uncharacterized. The record is from RefSeq and is a predicted model, not a curated record. The transcript is spliced from 3 exons. NCBI's taxonomy places the organism in Eukaryota, Fungi, Ascomycota, Sordariomycetes, Sordariales, Podosporaceae. The coding region runs from base 1 to 1629 and encodes 542 amino acids.
AUGGAUGCGCUGCUCGGUGGCCUGGGUCUGAGCCUGGGCGGCGCACAACAACCGAAACCUACGUGUGGUUCCAUCUUUGAGCUCCAGGACAAGCUGCGAACUGCUCUUCAAGGGCAUGUAACCGAAACCCGCGCCGACUUCAUCGCAGAGACAUUCCAGAUCCGGUCGAAUGCCGUCUUCGAGAUCCCCGUCAAUGAAAACGAGAACGAAGCUUCGGAGAACGCGUCAAGCAUCGAUCCAUCGCUUGGAGAAGGGGUGCGCGCCAGUGGUGGGCCUACAGUUAUUGGCAGUGAUGGACAACCCGCGCGUCGAGUCAAUGCUAAUGACGCUGUCAUCCAUCAACCGGCAGACGACAAUGCGGUUCAGAAGCUUGUGGCUAGCCAUCUCACCACAUCGCUAGGUCAGAUUGAUGGGAGUCAGUGGGUAGUACGGGCUGUUGCACGGACCGAUCAGGGCUGGACUUUCAGCUUCAUUUGCAAGGACUCAUGGCAGUCAUGGAGUCGGCAAGCUACGAAGACCCCCGCCAAGACCGUUAUCAGUGAAUGGAGCGAGAAGGGUGGACAGGAUCCUAUCCAUCUUUCUCGACCAGCUUUCGAUUGCAGAGGGUGCUUGAAGAUAUCCUUUCUCAAGUCAUCGCGGACCAUCGAGGUUAAGUACGAACACUCACCGCUUCACAAGACUGUUGGACAACUGAUUGAGCUUCUUGCUCCUCCGCCAGUUGCUCCUGUCGUAAAGACACCAGAAAAUAAACCGAAAGAACCCAGAGCCCCAAGGCUAUGCAAAGGGCCAAGAGCGCCAAAGGAAACCAAGGCAAAAACACCACGAUCGAGGAAGAGAGCUGUAGGAGAGGAUGGUCUUCCAGUGGAGGAUUCAUCACAGCCAAAGAAGCGGCGAAAGAAGAAGGACUCUACGGCCCCAGCUGGUCCGGUUGGCGACCCUUCUGAGCGACAGCUCUACAACAAUGAAGUCUACGGUGCUAACAAUGCUCAGCCGAACGGAGACUACGCCGAUCCGGCGCCCCCGGUCUUCAACCUCCCACCAGGCGAGCUGGAGAGAAGGCGGGAUGUUGCUAACAAAUUACUUACUGAUGCUGGAAUUGACCCACAGACCUUGUCGACUGAGCAGUUUAACAUCUUUGCAAAUCAGUCGCCAGAUUUGCAGAAGGAUUCACUGGCUAUGCUUGUGCAGUAUGGUGCGGAGAGACUGCGAAUUGUACAUCCUACCAAGGACGGGGCAAAUUCAGAGCAAAGCACACCAUCCCAGAGCCCUCCAGUGCAGGUGCCAGCUUUAAGGACGCCCAAAAAGAUGUCGCGGAAAAAGAAGUCGGAGGCAGAGCUCCAGCCAGAGAAGCCUGUUGCACCCGUUACCCCUAUUGCACAUGUCUAUUCCGGUGCGGUGGAAGGCAAGAAACCCCCACGUGGUGUGUGUGACAACUGCCGGACUCACAAGCCACCCAAAGACUCCAAGCGCGACCUGUGUGUCAAAAUUGUCGCGCCAAAGGUUGGUUGUGCCACUAUUCCCACAGAAUACGGGGCAAGGAGUCGAAUGUCGGUCCAGAGGCAUUGGCUGUACCAAGUGUACCAGAGCCAGCCCCCGUUGCUAUCUCAGACGAUGAACCUGAAGAUUUAG